Tympanuchus pallidicinctus (lesser prairie-chicken) is the source of this 1360-nucleotide messenger RNA. Its product is annotated as von Willebrand factor D and EGF domain-containing protein-like. Gene Ontology annotation, cellular component: cell surface; extracellular region. Gene Ontology annotation, biological process: anatomical structure development. The transcript is spliced from 5 exons. Lineage: Eukaryota; Metazoa; Chordata; Aves; Galliformes; Phasianidae. The coding region runs from base 86 to 730 and encodes 214 amino acids. The record is from RefSeq and is a predicted model, not a curated record. Gene Ontology annotation, molecular function: signaling receptor binding.
ACACCGAAAGGAGAAAAACGACGGGAGCGUGAAUGAGCGAAGGGAGAAAGAGAAGAGAGCGGGAGCCGAGCGGAACGUCCCGGCCAUGGCACGGCGGGCCGGGGGCCGCGGGGGGCUCCGCCUGCUGCUGGGGCUGUGGCUGGUGCUGUGCGGGAUGCGGGGCGGCAGCGCCCAGUACCCGCAGUACUCCCGCGGGGCGGGCCGGCCCCUCAGCUGGGGCCCGGUGGCGGCCUGCAGCCCGCGCUGCCUGCACGGCGGGCUGUGCCUCGGCAACGGCACCUGCCUCUGCUCCAAAGGCUACGAGGGCGAGCUCUGCCAGCACGCAACAUGUUAUCCAAAAUGCAAAAAUGGUGGGGAGUGCCUGAGACCUGGAAAAUGCCGAUGUCCACCUGGCUAUGGGGGCAGAUACUGUCAUAAGGUAAGCUGUGAAGGAGGCUGUCAAAAUGGCGGGGAAUGCAUCUCUGUCAAUGGGGUUGUGAAGUGCCUUUGUGCUUCUGGCUGGACAGGAUCAAGGUGCCAGGAAGCAAUUUGCCCUCAAGGUUGCCGGAAUAAUGGAGCUUGUGUGGCUCCUGGGAUUUGUAGCUGUCCAGCUGGAUGGGUCGGUGGAGCAUGUCACUUAGCUGUAUGUAAACUACCUUGUCAACAUGGAGGAAAAUGCAUAGCUCCGAAUGUGUGCAGAUGUCGACUGCCCUACUCUGGUCUACAGUGCACAAAGAAAAGAAAGGAAUGAAACAGCUUCAGCAAAGAUAAGCUGUAAUUUCUUGUAACUCUUCAUGCAGAGAUAAAAUCUGAGGGAAGAGAUAGGGAGGAACUUAAGUGGUAAUUAGUUGAAGUCAGGUAGCUUUUUGUCUUUAGUAUUCUGAGUAAAUUCAUUUCUCUAUGGAAAGAGAAGUAUUGCUGAUAGUAAUAAAGCUGUUAAAAAUAUCCAACUGUGUGUAGUGUAUGAUGCACUCUACUGUAUGUGUAGUAUAUGUUUUUCUGCUGUUCUCACUUUUCUUCGUAAGCAGAGCUAUUAUGUCGUGGUUGAUAGAGCUGAACUUGAAGUAAAACUUACUCUUCAAAUAAAAUACUUCAGAUCGGAUGUGUGCUCUUCUAUUUGAUUAUUUAUUUUUCAGACUGGAUUUGUGGUGUUUUAUUAGCAAUGUGCUUUUUCAAAAAGCACAUGAAACAAAACCUCCUUAAUUCAGACUAUAAGAAGGGGUUGUUAGUGCAAGUAUAACUUACUUUUGUUAAGAUGACACAGUUGAAAAAGAAGCAUGAAGUUUGCUGAUGUUUCAGAAAGAUGCAAACUGCAAGGCGUCUUAUCAAAAUCCUGAUUAUUGAUUUGUGUAUACUUCCCGCCCCUCACCACAGUCAGAUU